This is a messenger RNA of Gadus chalcogrammus (walleye pollock), 5081 nucleotides long. RefSeq names its product KN motif and ankyrin repeat domains 4 (gene kank4). Bases 304 to 4938 code for a protein of 1544 amino acids. The record is from RefSeq and is a predicted model, not a curated record. Gene Ontology annotation, molecular function: protein binding. Gene Ontology annotation, cellular component: cytoskeleton; cytoplasm. Gene Ontology annotation, biological process: negative regulation of actin filament polymerization. NCBI's taxonomy places the organism in Eukaryota, Metazoa, Chordata, Actinopteri, Gadiformes, Gadidae. The transcript has 11 exons.
AAUGUCCUCAUCUGGGCCCGAAACGUUGCAGUUACAAUGUAGCCUUUGUGCCAAUAGGGGGAAACAUUGAACACGAAAAUAUAUGACCACUGACCAGCUCCUCAAGACCGAGAGCCUUCGCACCUCAGUAGAGCAUCUUCCCCUGUCAUCAAGCAAGGCUAUCCCUGUCCGGACGUCAAGGACUUUGGGCUCAUUAGGUCUCCUUCCGAUCACGGACGUGUCCGAAACUUUGGAGAUCCUUAUUGAUCGCAGACUCGCAAACUAUACUGAAAGAAAAGCCCAUGACUGUGAACUCUGCCUCCAAUGAUGGACAAGAAAAGUGCCAACGGCUUUUCAUCAAAAGCCGGUGAGGGAGUCCCCAGGAAACAGCUGCCCUACUCAGUGGAGACCCCUUAUGGAUUCCACCUCGACCUCGACUUCCUGAAAUAUGUUGAUGACAUAGAGAAAGGCAACACCAUCAAAAGGGUCCACAUCCACCGCAGGAUCAAGGGCCCUAAAUUCAGCACUCUGCCUAGGAACUUCAGUCUACCUGGGCAUGGAGUACGGCCAGCCCCUAAAGACAAGGACACUUGGACUGCCACGUCCACCCUUGGGCCAAAGCCCAAAUCCCGGGUGACUGAGGUUCAGCAGAUAUUUGACUUCAGGCCAAGUGAUGGUGGCUCUAUGCAUGGGAGCGGCUAUGUCACCAACAAGCCCAGAGACGAGGUCAACGUUGGGACCCGAGGGCUGGAUGAAAGGCCUCUGGGCCUUCAGAGUCGCCCCAAUUUGCUAAGAGCUUCUAGCAUGCCCAUUACUGUACAACACCGAAAGGGCUCAGACUCCAGCAGCCCUGACCGGGUGGUUGUAACACCAGAGAAUGGGUCGUCUGAGAAUGUAUUCCGUGCUUCACCGGACUUUGCAGAAAGGCGAUCAUUGCCCCAGGACCGCACCGGACUGCACCAACAAAUCACAGUAGCAUUGAAGCGGGUCAGAGAGCUGGAAGAACAGGUCAAAACCAUCCCUGAACUGAAAGCCCAGAUCUGCUCUCUAAGAGAGGAGAGAGAAAGACUGGUACUGGAGCUCCAGGCUCAGGCUCGGGCUCAGGCUCGAGCUCAGGCUCAGGCACAAGAUUCCUCGAUUUCGGCCACAAACCCAAGGGCUGAUACUGAAACAAGGCUAGAAGACGACCGGUCUUCAGAAGGCUUGGCUGUCAUUGAUCAACCCAAGGCAAGUGUAGAGGCCUCAAGCAGAACUCCAGUAGAGGUGAGUGAAGGUUUAAGUAAGAGCACAGGGUCACAGAUUGACAGGAAAUCACAAUCUGGUAAUUUAGAACAGGGAGAGGCAGGAGAUGUCCAGAGGUGUAAAACACAGCCAUCAGAAAAAUCGGAACAAGUAAGCGUAGAGCCCACCCGGAAUAAAUCACUCCAAGACCACACAUCGCAGAGAUUACCCUCACCUCAACGGGCUAUAAAAGAUGCUGAGGAUGGUGUUCCAGGUGGCCAAUUACCGAAGCAAGAGGAGCUCAAGGGUCAGCCAAUCAGUAGUGAUGCCGAACUAACUAGUCUCCAGCAACUACAGCACAAGCUAACAAUGUUGGACGCUAAACUAUCCCAAGCUAGCCAAGAGUUGGAGAGAACCCAAGGCCUUCUAAAGGAACAAAUUGAAGAUAACAAGCAGAAAGACGUGAGGAUCCUACAACUGAGCGAGGGGGUGCGAGUAGAGGUGUGCACUACACAGCCACGAAGCACGGCAAGGAGAGUGAGUGUGGACAGAGCAACAGUGAUGGAGAGAGUGGGCUUUGCCAACCAGGAGACAGAGACUGAGUGUCCCGGUACUGUGGAUCAGGGAACAGACACGGACAGAAUCUGUAUUGAGGUUUGUAUACCUAGAAUCCUGGUUGGAAGUCUACAUCAACAAGCAGAGAUUGAAAUAGUUGACAACGAAGCAGAAACGUUGCCUCCAGCGAGACAGAGAGCCAAUAGCGUAGACCGGGGUACCGAAACCGAGCGGAUUGGCACUCAGGACCAAACGACAGAAACGCCUACGGCCGAUAGGGUGAAUCAAGUCACAGAGACAGUCGAAGGGCCGUCGAUCAAUCAUCCAAUGAGGCCAAGGGCCAGUAGUGUUGACCGGGGGACAUUGACGGAGAGGGUGGGCACAGUAGACCGAGUGACGGAGACGGUGGCAGCACCGAGGACAGAUCAGCAGACAGAGACAGAAACACAAAGAGACAGAAGGCAGAAUGGCAAUCCGGUGAGAAAUAUGGAGGUACAAGCAAUAGUAGUCAGAGAUGUUGUAGUCAUUGAAAGUGAAGAGAGUGGAAACGAAGGAAUAACUGCUCAAGAAAGUGUGGCCACAGACAAUUUUAUCUCAGAGAGUGUCUCAGCAGUUACAGAGAGUAUAGCAAGCGUAAUUCCAGAUGACGAGACCAAAGAUGGACAGACCUGUGACUCUACAGAAACUGAAGUCAACAAAGACACAAAACUCAGUCUCACACUACAUACUGAUUUAGAAACUAGAGAAGUGACAAGUAGCAUGGUAAAAUCUGUUAGGGAAGAUGAAGAUAAAGAUGCUUUGAAGACUUUAGAACAGAUGGAAACGGCAACAGACAAGCUCAUCAUAGGUGUUACAACCAUGGUCACUGAAUGCACCAGUGUAGUUGUCAUAGACGAUUCUUCUGUUAGUACAGUCAUUCCAUUGAGACCUCAGAGAGGCCGGACACCUACAACCGAGCAGUCUUCCCUACUUCAGCUUCAAGCUCCGCCUGUACGUCCACAGAGAGGAUCCAGUGAAAUCCUACCUCAGCAAGCUACGCCUCAACCCAUCCCCCUUCCUGCCAAAUCUCAGGUCGAGGAAAAGGCCUUGGUACCAGUUCAGACUAAAGCCUCCCCUCAGCCUGUUAUAGCAACAUCUAGUGAGAACCAAAACCUCUCAAAAACAUCUUCCGAACAGCAGUCUUCCCCUCAGAUCCAGGCUCAGCCUCCGGCCGAGGUCCAGCCCCAACCACGCAAGCCCUCUCUGGCAUCGAAUGACCGACAGCCUCAACCAAAGCUUCGAGCCCAGAAAAAGCCCCCUUCCCCGGGGUCGAGUGACACCCCAAACCCACCCCAAUCCCAGACUUCUGUGUCUCGGAGAGACUCCAAGGAGCCUCAGCCUUCGCGCCGGCGAUCCACUGAGACCUCUCAAACCCAGUCUCAGACCUACCCCGCUCGCCGGGGGUUGAGUGAGGCCCAACAAGGCCAGCCCUCAGGCCCGCGGCGGGGCUCUGGUGAGAAGGAACCAUUUCGAAGAAGCUCUGGCGAGACACCGACUGUUCGCAGAGGUUCCAGCGAGGCUGCCCAGCGCCGCGGCUCAACCGAGGCCCAGGCCUUGCGCCGUGAGACCGGCGAUGCCCAGUCCUCACGCAGAGGCUCGGGUGAGUCUCCCACCUCCCCGGCGGCCCUUGGCCAGGUAGUGACCAGGCUAACGGGGCUCCUUGGCGAGCAGUGGGCCCAGCUGGGCAGUGGCGGGUCUGGAGCUCAACCAGCUGCACCCAGCCAGCAGGAAGGGCAAAGCACGCAGAAGCUAAGCACAGGGAAAAGAGCCGUUCCUGCAAAGGGAGUGCCAGCCAAGCCUGCGGGGAAAGCAGCCUCUGCACCAGCAGUGGCGGUGGCAGUGGGGAAGCCCAUUGGGAAAGCGGGCCCAUCCAAGAUGAGCUCUAUUCAGAGUCAACUGGUCAGCUCUCUCAGCGUCCUCUCUGCCUUCUACUCCCCAGCGCAGAAAGCUGCUGCCGCCAAAAAACAGCAGGAACAAGGGCUCAAAUCCAUUAUGAAGAAGAACGGUGCAACGGCCAAACGGAGCAGUGGGGGAGCCAAGAAAAACCUGAAAUUUGUUGGGGUGAACGGAGGCUAUGAGAGCACGUCCAGUGAGGAGUCUAGUGCAGAUGAGAAGACCAUGAGGAAGAAGAAGGAGAGCGAGGAGGUUGGGGAGGAGAAAGAGGAGGAGAAACAGAGCUCUGCCGUUCCUGAUGCACAACAAGAAGACAAGUUGACUCCAACAGCGGAGCAGGAAGUUGAUGUGGCCAAGCAGGAAGGUGCCCAGGCCCAGGCCGUGGGAGAAGGAGCGAUGGCGGCCCUGGAGGUCGGGCUGCUAGACUUCCAGGAGGAGGAGCAGGUUGCAGGAGGCCAAGUGGAGCAGGGCUUCGUAGACGCUUGUAUCUAUGUGAAGGACCGCAUGGGAGAGGUCUCCUCCCCAGACAAAGAGAUGCGGCAGGUGCUGCUGGUGCUGUACCAGGAGUGGUUCCGCGUGUCGAGCCAGAGGAGCUCAGAGGCGGACAUGGUGAGGCUGUACCUGCGGCAGGUGAGCCGGACCACGCCCACCCUGCUGCCCUACGUGGUCAACCUGACGGACGGCAACGGCAACACGGCGCUGCACUACAGCGUCUCCCACUCCAACUUCCCCGUGGUCAGGCUGCUGCUGGACACAGGCCUGUGUGAGACAGACAAUGUGAACAAGGCAGGCUACACUGCUGUGAUGCUGGCAGCUCUGACGGCCACAGAUCGUCAUGACGACCUGGAGGUGGUGUUGCAGCUGCUCAGACAGGGCCAGGUGGACGCACGCUCAAGCCAGGCAGGGCAGACGGCAUUGAUGCUGGCAGUGAGCCACGGGCGUGUUGCCAUGGUGAAGCUGUUGCUGAGCUGCGGCGCGGACGUCAACAGCCAGGACCGGGACGGCUCAACCGCCCUCAUGUGUGCCUGCGAGCACGGACACGUGCACAUCGCACGCCUGCUGCUGGAGACCGGCCGCUGUGACAGCUCCCUGGUGGACAAGGACGGCCAAACGGCCAUGACGGUGGCUACCGCUGCUCCUCACCAGGAUGUGGUGGACCUCCUGAAGAGUCACGCAGAGACAGGAAUCUUCAACAGCACCUCCUCCUCCUCCUACUCUUCUAUCAGCGCCCCAGCACGUCCACUAAGCUAGGCUAACCUCCCCCCCUUCUCAACCUCCCUCUCCAUAUCUCUCCCAAUUAGAACCUAGGGGGAAAAUACCCUCUCUCUCUCGCACUCUCUCUCUCUCGCACUCUCUCUCUCUCGCACUCUCUCUCUCUCUCUCUCUCUCUCUCU